Molecule: messenger RNA, 1803 nt
Organism: Glycine soja
Lineage: Eukaryota; Viridiplantae; Streptophyta; Magnoliopsida; Fabales; Fabaceae
Product: serine/threonine-protein kinase PCRK1-like
Exons: 3
Coding region: 155-1495 (446 amino acids)
Biological process (GO): protein phosphorylation
Molecular function (GO): ATP binding; protein kinase activity
Source: RefSeq, a predicted model, not a curated record
AACCGAAAUAAUAAGGGGGAGAAAAAGCAUUGUAUUUUAUCGAUCUUCUUCUUCUUACUAAUAUUUUUCUCUCUUCCUCUGUCUAAUUCUGAAACAAAACAAUGAAACAUUGAGUGGCAAUUUUACUGUGUGGAAUGUUCUUCUUCUGAUAAAAAUGAAGUGUUUCUAUUUCUCAAACGGAGAAGACGAGGAUUCCGUGGGGGGAGGAGCGGCGGCGAGUUCGCGCGGCGGCUCCACCUCGCGCGUGUCGUGGGCUCGUUCGCUGAGCCUGAUGGACACGCGCAGCAGCAGCCGCUCCCACUUCGACUCCGAGUCGACGGAGUUCUCCGACACGGUGGACUUCCACCACUUCCUGGCGCAGCGCCGCGCCAACGAUCUCCGUCUCUUCUCCUUCUCCGACCUGAAAUCCGCCACGCGCGCCUUCAGCCGCGCCCUCCUCGUCGGCGAGGGAGGCUUCGGCUCCGUCUACCGCGGCUUCCUCGACCAAAACGACGUCGCGAUCAAGCAGCUGAACCGCAACGGCCACCAAGGGCACAAGGAGUGGAUCAACGAGGUGAACCUGUUAGGUGUCAUGAAGCACCCUAAUUUGGUGAAGUUGGUUGGGUACUGUGCCGAAGACGAUGAGAGAGGGAUUCAGAGGCUUUUGGUUUACGAGUUUAUGCCGAAUAAGAGCUUGGAGGAUCAUCUCCUUGCAAGAGUGCCAUCGACGAUAAUCCCUUGGGGAACCAGGUUGAGGAUCGCGCAGGAUGCGGCGAGGGGUUUGGCGUAUCUUCAUGAGGAAAUGGAUUUUCAGCUAAUAUUUCGGGAUUUUAAGACAUCCAACAUCUUGCUGGACGAGAAUUUCAAUGCAAAGCUUUCUGAUUUUGGACUGGCUAGGCAAGGACCCUCAGAAGGGUCUGGCUAUGUUUCAACAGCAGUUGUCGGCACCAUAGGUUAUGCUGCACCUGAGUAUGUUCAGACUGGUAAGCUAACUGCUAAGAGUGAUGUGUGGAGCUUUGGUGUAGUUCUUUAUGAGCUUAUCACUGGGAGGAGAGCUGUAGAGAGAAACCUACCAAAAAAUGAGCAAAAGCUUUUGGAAUGGGUAAGACCUUAUGUUUCUGAUCCUAGGAAGUUCUAUCGUAUUGUAGACCCCCGACUUGAGGGACAAUACUGCAUCAAAUCAGCUCAUAAACUUGCAAUUCUAGCAAACAAGUGCAUCAUGAAGCAGCCAAAGUCCCGUCCAAAAAUGAGCGAGGUGGUUGAGUCUCUUGGAAGCAUUAUUAAUGAGAUUGUUCCUCAGGAUGAACAAAUCCCCCAAGCUGCUGUAGUAGCAAUUGGAGAAGAAAAAGAAGAAAAGUUAUCUGUAGAGAACACUAAACCUGAACCUUCAGCUAAACAAGGGAACUAUUACCUGAAGAAGGUUUUUGAAUUGAAAGAUAUUGUCAGCUUAAGAAAUAAGUCUAUUGGAAGGUUAGAUUGGAAAAGUUGGGCACCUGGGCUAGUAAGAACUUGGUGAAUGGUGAUAAGUGACCUGUAUAUCUUGGAAAGAAAAAUCUUCUUCCCCUACAGUCACCUGCUAAUCGCAAUGUUUGUUGAUCACAUAGUUUUCAGUCAGUGAAAUCAACAUUGUCAGGCACACAGUUAACAACAAGCUGGUAUAUAUCCAAUUUUGUAUCAGUUAAUAAUUGUAUGUACAGGUUAAUUUUGAGGAAAGCUAUAAUUUGUUAAAUGAUUUGGCCUUCUCAAAACUAACAUCGAAUUUAGUCUUCAAAAUGAAUAAGUAUUUAGGUAAUAAAAGGAAUUAAAUGUUUCAUUUCAGCUAUA